Molecule: messenger RNA, 1999 nt
Organism: Enhydra lutris kenyoni (northern sea otter)
Lineage: Eukaryota; Metazoa; Chordata; Mammalia; Carnivora; Mustelidae
Product: esterase D
Exons: 10
Coding region: 295-1173 (292 amino acids)
Biological process (GO): formaldehyde catabolic process
Cellular component (GO): cytosol
Molecular function (GO): S-formylglutathione hydrolase activity
Source: RefSeq, a predicted model, not a curated record
UCGAGACUGGGCGACCCCAAACGUUGGCUCCCGGCGGCCAUGAUGAGGCCCCGAGUUUCCGCGUCGCCUGGCUGCCGGUAGUUUUCCCGCUGCCACAGUCGCCGAGAGGCAGAAUGCGGGGAGGAGAGAAAGCGUCUUAAGCAGGUUCCAGGCCCAGCGCAGAGCUCUACAUGGGGAUGGAUCUCAGGACCCCGAAAUAAUGAUCUGAGCCAAAAUCGAGAGUGAAUCAGCUGAAAGAGUGAAGAGCCGAAAUCAACCAACUGAGCCACCCAGGAACGAAUAUUCUAGAAAUUAAUGAGAUUAAUCUUUACUAAUAAAGGAAGAAUGGCAUUGAAGGAGAUUUCCAGCAACAAGUGCUUUGAAGGGUUGCAGAAAGUUUUUGAACAUGACAGUGUUGAACUGAGCUGCAAAAUGAAAUUUGGUAUCUACUUACCACCAAAGGCAGAAACUGAAAAAUGCCCUGCACUGUAUUGGCUGUCUGGUUUGACUUGCACAGAACAAAAUUUUAUAUCAAAGGCUGGUUAUCAGCAAGCUGCCUCCGAACAUGGCCUCAUCAUCAUUGCUCCAGAUACCAGUCCUCGGGGCUGCAAUAUUAAAGGAGAAGAUGAGAGCUGGGACUUCGGCACCGGUGCUGGAUUUUAUGUGGAUGCCACUGAAGAUCCUUGGAAAACUAACUACAGAAUGUACUCUUAUGUAACUGAGGAGCUUCCCCGGCUCAUAAAUGCCAAUUUUCCAGUGGACCCCCAAAGGAUGUCUAUUUUUGGCCACUCCAUGGGAGGCCAUGGAGCUCUGAUUUGUGCUUUGAAGAAUCCUGGAAAGUACAAAUCUGUGUCGGCAUUUGCUCCCAUUUGCAACCCAGUGCUCUGUCCUUGGGGCAAAAAAGCCUUUAGUGGAUAUUUGGGAACAGAUCAAAGUAAAUGGAAGGCUUAUGAUGCUACCCACCUUGUGAAGUCCUACCCAAGUUCUCAGCUGGACAUACUGAUUGAUCAAGGGAAAGAUGACCAGUUCCUUACAGAUGGACAGUUACUACCUGAUAACUUCAUAGCUGCCUGUACCGAAAAGAAAGUCCCUGUUGUUUUUAGACUACAAGAGGGUUAUGAUCAUAGCUACUACUUCAUUGCAACCUUUAUUACCGAUCACAUCAGACAUCAUGCAAAAUACCUGAAUGCAUGAAAAACUUCAGAUAAGAGAAUUUGUUCAAGAUUAUAUAAAAUUUGCUCAAGAUUAUAGAAAGGGAAAAAUGAUUUCAAGACAUUGAUUUCAUAGUGCUAAAAAUGCAUCAUUCCAUAGUUGAAUCACUUUAUGGAUAAAUAUGUAAAACCUGCUUAUGAUUUAAAAGUUAUCCUCCCAGUGUUCAUAUGGGAAAUAUUUAAUACUUUACAACUUUGUCAAGGUCAUUUGAAAAUCAUUGUUGUAUUAACCUCAAACCACAGAACAUAUGAAUAUAAUCCCAUUUUAAUCAUAGAAUGCUAACUCAGGAACAGGUUUUAGAAGUAAUUUAGCCUAAACCCCUCAUUUUGCCAGACUUGAAAUCUGUGAAAGCAUGGACUGUCUUCAUUAUGUUCACUGUUAGAUCUCUAAGUGUUUAGCAUCUACUUGGCUUUUAAUAGGCAUUUAAUAACUAUGUGUUGUUAAAUAAGGAAGUAGGCUCAGAAAGGUUAAGUAAAUUCCCCAUCAUUACACAUUUAUUUGUGAGACAGCUAAGAUUAGAAGCCAGAUUUCCUAAACCCAUUCCACUGAAAUUUCUUAUCUCUUCAGCCAAACAGAUUUGUGGACCUUGAUUUCUGGAAUCUCCCAAGAGACAAGAAUUAAACAAUAAGAUUCAAUCUGAAAAUAGCUAUAUAGGAAAGUUGUUUCAUAUGUUACUGUAAACACAGUAUUUUCCUUCAGUUACAUGGAGAAAUUUAGUUUGGUGAGCUCACCAAGAAUAGUAACCAGUCUCUGUAAGUACCCUAUUGUGUUCCUUUAAGAACUUAAUGAAUAAACUUUUGAAACCUGA